Molecule: messenger RNA, 3217 nt
Organism: Chlorocebus sabaeus (green monkey)
Lineage: Eukaryota; Metazoa; Chordata; Mammalia; Primates; Cercopithecidae
Gene: REEP5
Product: receptor accessory protein 5
Source: RefSeq, a predicted model, not a curated record
UUUGAGAAGGGGACCCACAAGAGACACAAAAUGCACGCCCCCACGCCACAUCCUUUUUACCCCGCAAUGGGUUGUCAACAGCCAGGCCACCUCGCGGCGCCCGCGGAGGUGCACGCUCACCCCCGCCAGGGUGUGGCGCUGUUCCCCGGGAGCGGGGCAGGGGAGGAGGGGCGCGCGGCGGCCGGGCGGGGCGAGCGGAGGCGAGUGGAGGACGCGUAGACGCGCCGCGGUCCCCGCCUGCCACUGCCCCGCCGCAGUCCCCGCUCCAGUCUACCCGGCACUAGGAACAGCCCCGGGCAGCGCGACGGUCCCCGCCAUGUCUGCGGCCAUGAGGGAGAGGUUCGACCGGUUCCUGCACGAGAAGAACUGCAUGACUGACCUUCUGGCCAAGCUCGAGGCCAAGACCGGCGUGAACCGGAGCUUCAUUGCGCUUGGUGUCAUCGGACUGGUGGCCUUGUACCUGGUGUUCGGUUAUGGAGCCUCUCUCCUCUGCAACCUGAUAGGAUUUGGCUACCCAGCUUACAUCUCAAUUAAAGCUAUAGAGAGUCCCAACAAAGAAGAUGAUACCCAGUGGCUGACCUACUGGGUAGUGUAUGGUGUGUUCAGCAUUGCUGAAUUCUUCUCUGAUAUCUUCCUGUCAUGGUUCCCCUUCUACUACAUGCUGAAGUGUGGCUUCCUGUUGUGGUGCAUGGCCCCGAGCCCUUCUAAUGGGGCUGAACUGCUCUACAAGCGCAUCAUCCGUCCUUUCUUCCUGAAGCACGAGUCCCAGAUGGACAGCGUGGUCAAGGACCUUAAAGACAAGGCCAAAGAGACUGCAGAUGCCAUCACUAAAGAAGCCAAGAAAGCCACCGUGAAUUUACUGGGUGAAGAAAAGAAGAGCACCUAAACCAGACUGGAUGGAAAAUUCCUGCCCUCUCUGUACCUUCCUACUAGAGCUUGAUGUUACAUUAGGGACCGUGGUAUAAUUAUUUUAAUAAUGUUGCCUUGAAAACAUUUUUGAUAAAGAUUGGAAUGUGUUGUAAGUUUCUUUGCUUACUUUUACUGUCUAUAUACAUAGGGAGCAUUUUAAACUUAAUGCAGUGGGCAGUGUCCGAAUUUUUGGAAAAUGUAUUUUGCCUCUGGGUAGGAAAAGAUGUAUGUUACUAUCCUGCAGGAAAUAUAAACUUAAAAUAAAAUUAUAUACCCCACAGGCUGUGUACUUUACUGGGCUCUCCCUGCAUGCAUUUUCUCUGUAGUUACACUUAGGAUAAUCUUAAUGGUUCUACUUCAUGUAAUGUAAAAUUUUAUAUAAUUCUGAAAUUUUUUUAUGUAUUUGUGCACAUGUACAUAUGGGAAUGUUACUCUCUGACUACAACAUGCAUCAUGCUCAUGGGGAGGGGGGAGGGAGGAGGGGAAGGUUGUAUGUGCCAUUUGUAACUUCUGUACAGUAAGACCACCUGCCAAAAGCUGGAGGAACCAUUGUGCUGGUGUGGUCUACUAAAUAAUACUUUAGGAAAUAUGUGAUUAAUAUGCAAAUGAACAAAGUGAGAAAUGAAAUCGAAUGGAGAUUGGCCUGGUUGUUUCCCUAGUACAUGGCAUAUGAAUACCAGGAUAGCUUUGUAAAGCAGUUACUCUAGAGAUAAAUCGGGAAAUUUACACACACACAUCAGUAACCUAUAACUCUCAGUUCCCUGAAGAACUAGUAAUACUGUCUUAUUUACUUAUAAACUUUACAUAUUUGUCUAUUGUCAAGAUGCUACAAUGGAAACCAUUUCUGGUUUUAUCUUCAAAGCGGAGAAACAUGUUGAUUUAGUCUUCUUUCCCAAUCUUCUUUUUUAAACAAGUUUAAGGAACUUCUGAAGAUUUGUCCACCUCUGAUUACAUGUAUGUUCUUGUUUAUAUCAUUAGCAACAACAUGCUAAUGACGACACCUAGCUCUUAGAGCAAUUCUGGGAGAAUGAAAGGAAGUAUAACCCAUAAUCUGCUUGGCAAUAGUUAAGUCAAUCUAUCUUCAGUUUUUCUCUGGCCUUUAAGGUCAAACACAAGAGGCUUCCCUAGUUUACAAGUCAGAGUCACUUGUAGUCCAUUUAAAUGCCUUCAUCCAUAUUCUUUGUGUUGAUAAACUGCACAUGACUACAUAGUAAGUACAGAACAAUAAAGUUGAAAUGGAUGUCUCCAUUGAUCUGCCAAAUCGUUAGAGCAAUUUGUCUGGACUAGAAAAUCUGAGUUUUAAACCAUACUGUUAAGAGUCCUUUUGAAUUAAACUAGACUAAAACAAGUGUAUAACUAAACUAACAAGAUUAAAUAUCCAGCCAGUACAGUAUUUUCUAAGGCAAGUAAAGAUGAUUAGCUCACCUUGAGAUAACAGGUAAGAUCAUAACGAUAUCUCAUGAUGUAAAAAAUAUUAAAGAUACCAAUACUAAGGGACAGUAUCACUCUAAUAUAAUAUGGAUCAGAGCAUUUAUUUUGGGGAUGCAAACUGGUGAUUACUGGCAUUUUAUUAAACUUAAAACUUUGUAGAAAGCAAACAAAAUUGUUCUUGCGAGAAAAAUCACUUUUAGAUUAAAAAACAUUUUUUUAUGUACCUAGGAGUAUUUAAAUCCUUUUCCCAUAAAUAAAAGUACAAUUUUCUUGGUGGCAGAAUGAAAAUUAGCAACUUCUAGCAUAUAGACUAUAUAAUCAGAUUGAAAGCAUAUAGAAUAUAUUAUCAGACAAGAUGAGGGAGUAUAAAAGUUACUAUUGCUCAAUAAUGACUUACAGGCUAAAAUUAGUUUAAAAAUACUAUAUUCUGAAUGCAAUUUUUUUGUUCCCUUGAGACCACAAUUUAACUGUUGUUGGCAGUCUAAGUGUAAAUGUUAACAGCAGGAGAAGUUAUGAAUUGAGCAGUUCUGUCACAUGAUUUCCCAAAUGAAACACUGCCUUGGCUAGAGUUUGAAAAAACUAAUUGAGCCUGUGUCUGGCUAGAAAACGAGUUUAUUUGAAUGUGAAUAGUGUUUCAAAGGUAUGUAGUUACAGAAUUCCUACCAAACAGCUUAAAUUCUUCAAGAAAGAAUUCCUGCAGCAGUUAUUCCCUUACCUGAAGGCUUCAAUCAUUUGGAUUAACAACUGCUACUCUGGGGAAGAGUCUUCUACCCACAGGUGAAGAAAAUGAGCACACCCUUCACACUGUUAUCACCUACCCUUAAGAUGUGAUACACUGAAUGGAAAUGGAUGUAAAUAAAAUUCACUUCUCAUUUAA